UUGAAACUUUGAAAGAAAAGGGAGUAAUGGCAGUUGCGGCAGCCGUACACCACCGCGGUUAUCUUACCUCGAAAUUCCGCUCCUCUUCACCGCCGUCGCCACCCAAAAUAGCCGCCGAAAUUAGAGGCAACACCACUCCUCCGCCACCAAUAUCCAUAUCCACAAACCCAGCACACGUGAACCUUCGUCACCUCAGAGAGCUGUACGCCAUCUGCAACCACUCCUGCCACCGCUUCCCCACCGUCGACGCCGCAGGCAGGGUCGAACCCGUCGAUCCGGCGAAGCUCCACACCGCCGUUUCCCACAGCUCCGUCGUGGUUUCCGCCUUCACCAAGCCCGAAUUCGUAACCACCCAAUCUUCUACUCCGUCGAAUUUCAUCGGCGUCGGUGGAGAUUGGAUAAGCAGAGUGGCCGCGCCGGUGACGCCCGAAAAUGGACGGCUGAUAGGGUUUGGCCGCGCGGUUUCCGAUAUGGGAUUCACCGCCUCAAUCCAUGACGUCAUGGUGCACCCUGCUUUACAAGGUAGAGGAAUUGGUCAAAUGAUAGUUCAAAGAAUCACAAGAAUGCUCACUAGCAGAGACAUAUACGACAUAGCUGCACUUUGCAACGAUGACGAAAGGCUAUUCUUUAGAGAGUGCGGAUUUGGGUACGAUGUGCUGGGAUCUACAACAAUGACGUAUACACGUUCCGCCUCCAAAAACGAGCCGAUGAUAUCUGCUGGUAGAAGGCUACUCUUAGUUCCCCCUGCAAGAGGACUCACAAAAUAGUAAUAUUUUUUUAAUUGCACAAAUUCAGGCUUUUUCAAGCACUUGUGUUUUGAAACAUUUGACUAUUUUGUAAUGCAUUUGUAAAAGUCAUUUGUUUAGGGAACAAAAAGGUAAAGCUUCUGUAAUAAAUUGUUUUGUUUUUUUU
This is a messenger RNA of Erythranthe guttata (spotted monkey flower), 912 nucleotides long. RefSeq names its product Acyl-CoA N-acyltransferases (NAT) superfamily protein. Gene Ontology annotation, molecular function: N-acetyltransferase activity. NCBI's taxonomy places the organism in Eukaryota, Viridiplantae, Streptophyta, Magnoliopsida, Lamiales, Phrymaceae. The record is from RefSeq and is a predicted model, not a curated record.